AUGAGAGCAAGCACGAAACAUGGCGCUCCUCCUUCAAGUGCCAAGUCUUUUCUGGGUCAAGCUGUUGCCAGAUACGACGUGGACGAGCUAGAUGAUCUGGGCAAGCGCUCGAAACGCGAGAGAUAUGUUGAAGUCAAGCGCCCCGACGGCACCAUUGCCAAGGCCCGUGGCGAGCGUACCUUCUACGGUGCCUUUGAAGGUGGCUUCAGUGCUGGAUAUUGGAACACAGUUGGGAGCAAGGAAGGCUGGGAACCUGCCUCCUUCAGCUCUAGCCGAAGCAAGCGCCAUGCAGAUGCAGCUCCUCGAGUUGAAGACUACAUGGAUGAAGAAGACUUGCGAGAUCAUCGCUCCUCCCGCAAGACCAUCACUGCGCGCGAUGAGUUUGCAGCCCGGAACGACUCGGCCGGUGGGAAGGCGGGUUCAGCGGCGUUGACCACGGGUGUGUCCCAUGAUUUGGAAGAAGAGCUCUUCGGUGCCAACCGCUUGGGUACCCGUCUCCUGCGUGCCAGUGUUGUGCCUGUUCCAAGUCAAAAGGAUGUGCCCAACUCGGCAGCCAGCGAUACAGCACCCAAGAAAAAAUCCUAUGGGUGUGCUCCGCCACCUCCAGGCUACAGGGCUGGAGAAACAGCAGAGGGCAGCUUGGGCUUCAAGGUCGAAGAGCAAGGGAAAAGGCUUGCAGACUUCCAUUCUUCUCAGGCUCCUUCGAUGGAACCAGCUUUGGAGGCUGAGCUGGAACGACUGUGGCACUGCAAGAAUGAUUUGCAGGGAAUUGGUUACUUCUUGGGAGCAGGCUUGGGCUCUGCGAUCCCGAGCAAUCGCAGACUCUACAUGUCCAAUGCACGUGGAAGAAACAUGGCCUCAACCACAAAAGCCAUCGGUUACUCGCAGUUCGGAACUGGAGUUUUGGACCAGGAUGAGUAUGAUGCCUGGGAGGAAGUCUACGAGCAUGAAACCGAUAAACGCAUGCACUACCAUGCGGCUUUGAAGGAUGAGUCAGUGGAGGAGGAGGCCCGUUAUGCCCUGGAGAAUGGCCCACAGGUGACGGGUGUGUCCACGGUCGCUGGCUUUGUGAAGGCGGAGCGGCCAGACCGGGACCCUUCGGACUUCUCUCGGUGGCAUCCACCACCGGUGCCGCGUCAAUACAAAGGAGUCCACCUGAUUGAUGUAUCUCCCUUGCAGGAAGCACAGGAGGGGAGCGAGGAGCAUCGAAAGCUGCUGGAGUUUCAAGACAAGCAUGGCCGGCAGAGGCUCAUGGAUCCGUCCUUCCGUGCGCAACUCCUGGGCGAGCAGACCCGGAUCCCACCGGACGCCGCGGCUCCGGCGGCACCAGCGGCAGCUCCGGUGGAUGCCGCGACUGCGGCGCAACGGUCCGCGGAGCCGCUGUGGCAAGCGGUGCCGGAGCACCAGAAGCAGAAUCUGCUGAACGCCUUGGGGAGAAACUUUGUGGUGGGUGCCACGCAGGAUAUGGAUGGCAAAGCUGCCCGACAUGAACCCUUCAAGAGUGAUCCGAGCAAACAAAAGCGCUACGCCAAGUUCUGCUUGGCCAUGGAGGGGAAGGCAGCCUUCUCCGAAGCGCUCCAGGCAGAGCCGUCCCUCAGCGAGGCACAACGCGAAAGCGAGGUUGUGGAAUUUGGCCGCGUCUACCGGUCCUUCAGGCAGCAGCAUCCGAAUGAAGAUAUUGCUAAAGCCUUGGAGGAGAAGACUUGCACAGCUUCAGCCCCUGUGGUUCGCAGGACAGUCACACCGUGGGUGCCUGACAAGCUGCUUUGCAGGCGUUGGAAUGUGCCAGAGCCAAGGCCAAGUGGCUUCAGCGAUCGCCCAGCUAAUGAGCCCAAGAAGCAGCAGCGAAGUUACAAUGACCAGGUGAAGGCCAAGGAGGCCAAAGAGGGGAAGCCCAAGCCUGAGGAGGCACAGAGCCAACCAACUGCAAAUCCUGCUCCAAACUUGGAAGUGGCUGCCAGCGGUGAGCUGACGCGCCCACCCAAGCCUUUGUUCACGUCAAUCUUCGGAGAAUCCGACGAUGACUAG
Durusdinium trenchii is the source of this 2028-nucleotide messenger RNA. The record is from the annotation of a GenBank genome assembly. NCBI's taxonomy places the organism in Eukaryota, Dinophyceae, Suessiales, Symbiodiniaceae.